Messenger RNA from Phycodurus eques (leafy seadragon), 4068 nucleotides. It is a transcript of the gene rbfox1, whose product is annotated as RNA binding fox-1 homolog 1. Gene Ontology annotation, molecular function: mRNA binding. NCBI's taxonomy places the organism in Eukaryota, Metazoa, Chordata, Actinopteri, Syngnathiformes, Syngnathidae. Bases 210 to 1454 code for a protein of 414 amino acids. Gene Ontology annotation, cellular component: cytoplasm; nucleus. The transcript is spliced from 12 exons. Gene Ontology annotation, biological process: nervous system development; regulation of alternative mRNA splicing, via spliceosome. The record is from RefSeq and is a predicted model, not a curated record.
AAAGCACUUGGUACUCCACUGUAUGGGACUGGCUGCUGCUUCCCUUGAAGCUCCAUCUUUCAGCUCACUCCGUAUAAAUCAUUGCAGCUUUUCUUUUUCUGUUGUUUCUUUACCCACUCUUCAUACUCCUUCCCCCUUGCUGUUGAGAUCAGGGUUUGUGUGUUGUUGGGGCCGAGGGGGUUGUGUUGUGUUCAUCUUGAGGAAGGAACAUGCAGCAUCCCGGAGGAACAUGCGUGGCGUUACCCAACGUGGAUGCCUGUCCUCAGUUGUCCUGCGCCGCCCUCACCUUUAUGUAUUUACAGCAGGCUAACCAGGACACACCAACACCCCCAGACCCAUCCAUGGCCCAGACUUACCCAUCAGCCCAGUUUGCCCCCCCUCCCCAGAAUGGCAUUACCACCGAGUUCACAACUUCACACCCUCACCCACAUCCACACUCCCAUCCACAUUCACACCAGCACCCAGCACCUCAAGACUAUUCUGGGGUUCAGGCCUCUGCCAGCGACCAUCCACUCAAUGUGUACCAGUCGACACAAAGCCACAGUGACCAGAAUGGAUCAGACCUCAGCAAUCAGACAGUCACCGGCACAGCCACACAGACGGACGAUCCUGCACAGACAGAUUGUCAUCCAACAACACAGACUGUACCUGAGAGCACAGACAGCAAGGCCCAGCCCAAAAGACUUCAUGUCUCCAACAUCCCCUUCAGGUUCAGAGACCCAGACCUCAGGCAAAUGUUUGGCCAAUUUGGCAAAAUCUUAGAUGUGGAAAUCAUCUUCAACGAACGUGGUUCCAAGGGUUUUGGAUUCGUAACAUUCGAGCAUAGUAUGGACGCCGACAGGGCCAGGGAGAAAUUACACGGCACUGUGGUCGAAGGCCGUAAAAUAGAGGUCAACAAUGCAACAGCCCGAGUAAUGACAAAUAAGAAGACUGUCAACCCAUAUGCAAAUGGCUGGAAGUUGAAUCCAGUGGUCAGUGCUGUCUACAGCCCAGAAUUCUAUGCAGUGCCAGGUUUCCCCUACCCAGCAGCCAGUGCAGCAGCAGCAGCAGCAGCAGCAUAUAGAGGAACCCACCUACGAGGUCGAGGACGGACAGUCUACAACACAUUCAGGGCAGCUGCUCCACCUCCUCACAUUCCAUCUUAUGGAGGUGUUGUUUACCAGGAUGGAUUUUAUGGUGCAGAUAUUUAUGGUGGUUACACUGCCUACAGAUUUGCCCAGCCUACUGCUGCCACAGCAGCUGCAUACAGUGACAGUUAUGGACGAGUAUAUGCUGCCGAUCCCUACAACCACACACUCACUCCAGCAGCCACAUACAGCGUUGGUGCCAUGAAUGCAUUCACCCCGCUGACAGAUGCCAAAACACGGAGCCAUGUUGACGACGUAGGACUUGUGCUGUCCUCCCUCCAGGCUAGUAUAUACCGGGGAGGCUACAGCCGUUUUGCUCCCUAUUAGCAACACUUCCUAAAUGAAACACAACCUUCCAACUGGACAGGAAGAAAGCAUGUGCGUAUGUGUGUGUGUGCGUGUGUAUGUGUGUGUGUGUGUGUGUGUGUGUGUGUGUGUUUGAAUGAGUGUGAAUAAAAGAGAGACGUUGCUGAGGCCUGGCUAUUGCAAUACAAGCAAUUCAAGCAUCAUUUCAGCAUCUCCAACGAGAGAGAAAAAUAUGUAAGAUUAAAAUAACAGCUGAUAUUUUUCAUCUUAUACCUCAGAUAUUUUGUGCUGUGUAUUUUGAUAUUGUGGGGUUUUAAUUUCUAAAGAUUUAAACAUAGUUUUCAGCUGUAGAAAUUGUGUCCAUGAUACUAAUAGAGUAAACGUUAGAGUAAAAGUUAGGACACAGAGGAAAUAUUUAUCUGAUUCACAUUGUUGUAUAUAACACCCACUCUGUAUGAUAAAUAUUUUGACGAUGAAAAGCUUGUAUCUCCAAAAUCUUGAGAUUUUUGCUUUUAUUCCUAAACAAUUAAAAUUAUUUUUGUCCUUAUGUUUCAGAAAAAGAGGAAACAAAUUCAAGCUUUUCAUUGCGUAGCAUUGUUCUAUUUUUUACAUGUUUAAAGCGACUAUGCUUGUUAACUGUUUUUGUUCUCUCUGCAUUCUUUUGCACUUACUAAUUUUGACUGAUGCAUUUUUUUAUUCCAUUUGGGAUCAUGUCAAGAGCUCUUGAGAACAUUGUCAUAUAAAUUAAGUUUUUAUGAACAUUCGCGGCCAGGAUAGGCUAAUUAAAAGCAGCAUAGAGAAGCAAAGGAUUGCUAAUUAUUUGAACUCCAUCAUCUCAAGAUCAUGACUUUCUUAUCUCAUUUGUUUUGGGGAAAAGCUAUUUUCGUAUGACCUCAAAUUUAUAUUUCACUGUGCAGUUUGGUUAUGUCAUUUUAAAAUGUCCUGCAUUCAGUUCUAGUAAAAUAUUUUGGCGUGUGUAUGGUUUUAUUUAUUUUGUUCUCUUAAGUUAUUUUUCGUUUUUUGCUUUUCCAUAUAUGUAUCACUGAGCUUUUGUUACUUAUUUUGGGAUAAUUUUGUCAUGAUCUGAAAUUUAGAUGGAGAUGCUGGAUGGUAAGUUCUAAGCAAUGCCAGCAAGUACCAGCUUUCAUAGAUGAUAGUGAGGUGAGCAUACCUGUAGUUAGUGUUAUAGUUAUGUCAGUAGAGACAAAAUUAUAUGAGUCAGCACGUUAUUCAGACUGUAGCUUUAUUGACUAAAUAAUGUAGUUGGAUCUUAUAUCACAUCAAACCAAAGGUUUCAGUAGCCAUAUCUGGCGUGUUCAUGUAUUUAGACAAGAUUCUUCAUAGUAUAAAAAGGGGAAGGACUGCCAUGGCAACCCAAACAUUUGUUCAUUCAUUAGUUGAUUAUCUGUGAGCUAAAAUAUGGGGAAAAAAGUUUGAUCACUCAUCUGAAUAAUGUGAAUGAGAGGAAAAGUCAGAAUCUUUUAGAUAAACUUAGACAUUAAUCGUAAAUUGAGCAAUUUGCUGCACUAAUCCUUUUCUGUUCUGAGGAGCAAUGGUCUUUGGUAUUUUUUAUUUAUUUAUUUGUUUUUUUAAUAGGAACUUCCAGAAAAUUCAUUGGUAAAACUGAUGAUUUUUAUAUUGCAGGAGAGAUUUAAAAAUAUAUAUUGCAGUGUCUUUUUUUUAAAUUUUCAUUUGGUUUUGCUUUUUUUGUCUAGUAAUUGAAAAUGUAUGGAGGAUAAAAUAUAAUACUCAAACAAUGUAUGAUAUUUGAACUGUGCAGUGAAGAUGUUAUCUUAUAUGAAAUACAUUAUAGUAUAAUGUUUUAGAUUUAGGCAUAUAGAUCAGUUGUUAGGGCAAGCUAGCUCCUUUUCUAUCAAGUCAUGUUCCGAUUUAUGGCAAAUCAUUACAAAUAAUUACAUUGUAGUUAUACAGUAUAGCUUAAACGCUCAUUUGUUUACUUUGUCAAAUAUACCAUUUUGCACAUGUUACUUGUAAUUUCCACAUAAAUCUGAGACAUAUCAGUGCUUUAGGUUUCCCAUUUCUUUUAUUUCAGUUGAUUUUGCUUUUGUUAUUCUUAAUGUGACAUAGCUUACUUUUGUAGUCUAUCAAUCUUUACUCUUUGACAAAUACCUGUUUGAAUAUUACACAAUUAUAUACAUAUGAAAAGUAAAUCAUUUGUGAACAAGAUAAUUAAUGAUGUACAUAGACCUUCAUGGAAUCAAUCUGUAGUGUAUUUUAACGACGCUAUUUGGUGAAAGGGAGCUUGGCUAUGGCUGCAUUGCGAGCAACUCCUUGCACCACAUUCUGUUUACAAAUGUUCCCAAUUAGUGGUGAUGUUACACACAUAUCUUCCCUUUUGUAUUUAUCACAAAUUAGAACCCUCAGAUGCACCACAUCAAAGGCGGUGUAAAUGCAUCAGGGCAGUUUGGGUCUGCUGGUUAAAAUCUGUGUAUGUACAUUCUGAAUGACGAUGUAUGCUCAGAGACAGGGUGGCUGAAGGUCUUUACUAUGCUGAAUGUCUGACUCUGCAACUAAUUUAUCUAAGUGCUUCUUCCAGUAGGUGUUGUGGUUCAAAACGAGGCUUCUUGCACUGUCAUCGUAUGUGCAUGUACUAUGGUUCUUCCACUUGUCAAUA